Messenger RNA from Gossypium raimondii (Peruvian cotton), 621 nucleotides. RefSeq lists its product as uncharacterized. Lineage: Eukaryota; Viridiplantae; Streptophyta; Magnoliopsida; Malvales; Malvaceae. The coding region runs from base 1 to 621 and encodes 206 amino acids. The transcript has 2 exons. The record is from RefSeq and is a predicted model, not a curated record.
AUGUCUGGUCAACGGGUCAACUUGGACAAAUGCACGGUUUGUUUUAGUCCAAAUACUAAUGCUGCUAGUCGUGCUAUGAUUGGUGGUUUGCUCAAGAUGAAGGUGGUGACACAAUUUGACGGUUACCUUGGGUUGCCUCUUCUGAUUGGGAAAAAGAAGUCCGCGGCUUUCAAAAGCAUUCUAGAUCGGGUUGCCAAUAGGACCAACAGCAGGUCUAAGAGACUUUUAUCUAAUGGUGGCAACGAAAUUUUCAUUAAAUCGAUUCUUCAGUCGAUUCCUACGUAUGCCUUUUCGGUCUUUUUGGUUCCUAAUGGUGUCUUGGAGGAGCUUCAAGCUAUGAUCGGCCGUGUGUGGGAUCUUAGAUGUUUUAAUGUGGCGUUGUUGGGCAGAAAAGUGUGGCGCCUCAUUAGCUGUAGGGAUACGCUUUGUUAUAAAGUCCUUAGUGCUAAAUAUUUCCCAGACGGUGAUGUCUUGCGCUCUAAACGGAUUGACAAGCCUUCUUUUGCGUGGAAGAGUAUUGUGAAGGCGGCUAGCAUUUUGUAUGAUGGCUUUGGCUGGAAUGUGGGCAACGAGAGUAAGAUAGACAUUUGGAAUGAGAACUGGGGCUUGAGGGAUUAUUGA